Molecule: messenger RNA, 2112 nt
Organism: Microstroma glucosiphilum
Lineage: Eukaryota; Fungi; Basidiomycota; Exobasidiomycetes; Microstromatales; Microstromataceae
Exons: 1
Coding region: 287-1939 (550 amino acids)
Source: RefSeq, a predicted model, not a curated record
CGUUGUACAGUCCUGCCCCACACAGUCCCGCUUUGACGCUGCUAUCGAGCGCAUUCAGUCUGAGACACCUCGCCGUCGUACCGAGACGAGAUCGGCGUCGAAAGUACACGGCAUGGGCGUAUGAGCGGUUGCUAGCGAGUCACAAGACUAGAGGCGAAGCGGGACGAUGUAUCUGUUAUUAGAGGGCCCCGAUCUGAAUGCUCAUACCUCGCUAGCCUUUUUUGACUUCAUCUAUCUAGUUAUCUCACAACAUCUGCUUGCCCACUAGAGUCAAUACACGCUCACCAUGACCCUGGCUAUGGCUUCAAGUACUGAUCCCUCGGCCGAGUUCACCGCUCCUGCGAAGCCUGUCUGUCUCCCCGGACCGGCUAGAGCUGUCGUGAACCAGAGAAGACGAUCACGUUCUGCCUCUUUCAUCUUGUACGACCAUCUCGCUGCUCGAGACUGGGCCGUAACGGCUGCAGGUCAGAUCAACGUGCAAAUGUCAGAUCACAUGACUGACUACAGCGCUUCAGCAGAACCGCAAGAGCCGCUCGCAGGCAUACUCUCGCCGCCCGUGCGAGGUCGAGGACGACGCAACGCCCUCUCUAUACACGUGCAACCAUCCUCCACCACAAGUACCCAAGUAUUUUGGAACGAGCCGCAACCAUUCGCAACAGCUCUUGAGCUGAGGCACAAGCAGAAAGAGCAGGUCUACGACCCGCUAGAGGUCGACCUAUGCGCCAUGUCAUUGGCUCCUCCACCACGCAUCAGGCGCGAGUUGACAUAUGGGACACUAGCUUCGCUCGAUUUAUCAACAACGACGGAUCGCUGCUCCUGUGGAAAGCGAGCUUCGUACUCCGCCUCAUCCGCUACCGAUUCGGCGAUCUCCUCGUGCUUCUCGGCUAUCCCUUCGGAUCUCGAAGUAGCCUCGUUUUACAGCGCAGCUACCGAAUGCCCUCCCUUUUACAACGGCACUGGACAAAAAGAUAGCAUAGUCGCUUCUCGAUCAAGAGAUAGCAAGCCUAUCUCCGGAACACUCCAUGCAUUCGGCCCGGAAGCUUUUCUGGUUCACUUACGUGAUCGGGCAGCCCGAGACGAGCAUGUCACAGGGAUAGGCAGUCUGCCAGGCGUAGACCCCUCUACUGGUUUGCUCGACAGUGUGGACCCCCAGGGCUCCACGGAGGUCUCUUUUUCGGAGAGCAAAAUCCGUCAGCAGCGAAAUGCCAUGAGGGAUCUUACUGAAGAGCUCGAGGUCUACCUGGCCGCGCUGGUCGAGCGUCGGGGCGACUGUCCUGCUACCGUUGGUUCCCAAGCUUUCGCCACGAUCUCGAGUCUCUUAUCCGCUUCUCGCUCUCGAGACAACCAAGCUCAGCAAAGCUCCAGCAGUGCCUCACCUUGGACAUCGGCCGACAUGGAGCGCGAGUUGACACCAGAGAGCGAGAUGCUGAACAUGUCAGCUGCCUGCAGACGUCUGUCUCUACAGAAUCCUGCCAUCCUCCUUCCCUUCAGUCUCAUGCCUCCCAAGCAACAGAUGCUGCUGGCGGGUAUGAGUAGCGUUGCAGAGCAAAGACGUCGCUCUUGCACAGGCGCCUUGGCCUCUUGGGACGACCUUCAAGACGCACGCCAGCCUAUGGACAAACUCUUCUCGCAGCGACAGGUCAGGGAAGAGCGCUGCGAUGUCAGGUUGAUCCAAGGAGUGGCAGCUCUCGCGACCUCCCUCUUUGCUACCCCUGAGCUCCGGACUGAUUCUGGUCCGUCACUCGUCUUCCAGCCUGUCAAUACUUUCGACGGGGAGGUGUUGACCACCGUAUCACAGGUGCUUGGAAGGCAUCGAGAAAAUUGGAGUCUCCUUCUCGCAGCAGACAGACGUCUGUCUGUGGCUUCCGAAACAGAUGACACUCUCUUGGCAGCCCUGUUCGCAUACGCCGCUUCCUCAUUGUUGCCUAGCUUACCCUGAAAUUCCACCAAUGUUUUUAUCAGAGUCUUUGCCGUUCCUGUGUCCCUAGCUCCGUACUUCUCUCGUCACGAAUGCUGCAAACGUUUUCUUCCCUUCUUUCGGUAUCAAUAUGCCUGCUCGAUCCCUGUACGCCUCCGUGUCGAGCCCAUUUGAAUGCACGUCUAGUCUCAGCG